Messenger RNA from Protopolystoma xenopodis, 261 nucleotides. The record is from the annotation of a GenBank genome assembly. NCBI's taxonomy places the organism in Eukaryota, Metazoa, Platyhelminthes, Monogenea, Polystomatidea, Polystomatidae.
AGCCUUCUUCGUUUCCCUGAAAGUACAGGUGAAUUGGGACGGCAACAGUCUAAUUUGGAUUCAACAUCGUCGUCUAACGAGAUCGAGCCACCGACCACCCUCCCACAGGAGAUAUACCGAAGCCCUGUUGCUCAUAUCAUCGACAGAAUGGGCGUUGAGAGUGGUGUAGAGUCACGGAUGGCAGCUACAGGUUUUACGAUAGCAAACACGAUUUACUGCUUGCAAUUUGCUCCUUCUGCUCCAUCCUCAUUUGGCCCAUGA